Mizuhopecten yessoensis (Yesso scallop) is the source of this 2003-nucleotide messenger RNA. RefSeq names its product probable peptidyl-tRNA hydrolase. The transcript is spliced from 5 exons. Gene Ontology annotation, molecular function: peptidyl-tRNA hydrolase activity. The record is from RefSeq and is a predicted model, not a curated record. The coding region runs from base 41 to 1096 and encodes 351 amino acids. NCBI's taxonomy places the organism in Eukaryota, Metazoa, Mollusca, Bivalvia, Pectinida, Pectinidae.
UGCACCAUCAUUGCGGGGAUACCCUUCCGUUGUGCAAUGAAUGUCCUCUAUAACUAUCAUGGGAUCGGCAGUCAGAUUCAUUUUUACUUUGGUGAGAGCUGUCACAAGGUCUAACGUUGGACGGAGACUUUUCGUCGCUGUAGAAAAUGAUAUUAGAUUUCAAACGUCGGGAGAGAAAACGUUCAAAACAACGACGAUGGCGAAUAAUUCGGCGGAAAACAAGUUUCAUAAAUACCUGAUAGUGGGCAUGUGUAACCAUGGAAUGCCAAAAUCACGACACAGCGUGGGCAUACAAGUGUUGGAUCGACUGGCAACAGACCUAGACCUGAAAUGGACCAGGGACAAGAAUUGUGCAGGGUUCACUGCAACAUUUGACUUGAAUGAAGGGGCCCAGGUUAUCAUGUUAAAGCCGAAACAGUUCAUGAAUGUGAAUGGUAAAUCAGUAGGUAAAACAGUUCGUCAGCACAAUAUAGAUGCAGAUAAAGUUUACCUCAUGCAUGAUGACUUGGACAGAGCUUUAGGCAAGGUCAGCAUCAAAGAAGGCGGCAGUGCUGGUGGGCACAAUGGUAUCAAAUCAGUUCAAAGCUUGUUGGGAUCUGCUGUAAAUAAGAUGUUCAAAGUACGCAUUGGGAUAGACCGACCAAGCAGUAAAGACGAGGUGGUAGAAUAUGUUCUGACAAACUUCACUCAAGAAGAAAUGACUGGUGUUCAGGAGGGUGUAGCGAAGGCACUCCAGUUGUGGACAUGGCACCUAGAAGGCCAAGGGGAGAAUGUGCUCCUUCUAACCAACCUCUACGGGAUAAAUCCAAAAAUAACACAGAGUCUAAAUCGCAAAAAGAAAAAGGAAAAGAUUAAAUCUAAGGACACAGUAUUGUCAGAUAAAACAGAUAUAGGUAUAUCAACAACAUCCAGGACACAUUUAGAGAAAGGUGUGGUAUCUACGGACAAACAUCUAGAUACAACAUCAAUAUCUGGGCGACAAAGAGUGGAAAGUGUGUCAUCUGCAGACAAACAACAAGAUAGAAUAUCUAGGACACAUUCAGAAGAUGGGGAGGUAACUGUUGACAUGGAAGUUAAAAGGACUAAAGGUGAAUAGAAAGUAGUGAUGUGUAUUCAAUGAGGUCAAGGUCACUUGAAUGAAGGGUUGUGUGUAUAAUGAAGUCGGUAAACGACAGGGGUGAAAGGUCAACAUAAUGUAAUGGUGUGAAUUAUGAGGUCAAUUACACAAACUUGACCAAUUCUAGAGGUCAUAUUCCGUGAGAGUGUUGUAUGUAUGUUGAGAUGGAACAAGGCAACAAAUUUACCUUUUAAUGUAUUAACAAUUUAACACAAAUAUUUACUGUUUACUGUGAGACUUUCGUCCAGGCAAAUUUUGCCCUCCACGGGUAGAACCCGUUUUCAUGCAGUGUUAAUUCAUUUAACGUGGUAUUUCUUGAUAGAGUAUGUUGGGUUCUUCUUUUCACUGCUUUGAUAAAGUCGGCCUCACUACGGAGUGUCAAAAAACCGAAGAUUAAACUGCGUUGAAAAUUUUCCUGUUUACGGUAUCAUAGGUAGUGAUGUACAUCUGGUAAGGUCAUCAAGAAUACAGGAGUGACCAGGACGAAUGGUCAAAAGGAUGUUCUAAUGUGACCAGCACUGAAGGUUGUUAAAAUGAAGUGGUGUGUGAAUCUAUUGUUGAAAUUUAAUGGCCAGUAAUAAAGGAAAAAACGUUUUGUGAACUGUGCAAGUUAACUUUUUAAAUGUUUUAAUUAUGUUCAAAUAAAGAUGAUCUCAGGACAUACAGGACUUUUAUUAGAAAUAAUAAAGAUAAAACAAACCAAAUAUAAUCAGUUGUAGUGUUGUGAGUGUAAAAAUCCAGCGGGGCUAGACUUGGAUUCGAACCCCAGACUUCAGAUUGUUAUACUGUUGCUCUAACUGAUUGAGCUACCUGGUCAGAAGUGUUUUGCCCAAACUUUUCUACAGUUGUAGCCAAACAGAGGUUAAGGGGAGGUUACUGUGACAGG